Molecule: messenger RNA, 3990 nt
Organism: Myxocyprinus asiaticus (Chinese sucker)
Lineage: Eukaryota; Metazoa; Chordata; Actinopteri; Cypriniformes; Catostomidae
Gene: aspdh
Product: aspartate dehydrogenase domain containing
Exons: 10
Coding region: 3066-3902 (278 amino acids)
Biological process (GO): NAD+ biosynthetic process
Molecular function (GO): L-aspartate dehydrogenase [NAD(P)+] activity; NADP binding
Source: RefSeq, a predicted model, not a curated record
GUAUUGUAUGUAAUUAAAUAAAGUGGCGCAAAGUGGAAUUUGCUUUUGUCCUGAGCAAUAGGUCAUUGAGCUAAGAUAUUUGAGAAGCACCUUAAUUCUUAGUGCCAAGUCUAAAAUCAGUUCCUGUAUUUGCAGUUUGAAGAUUCUAUCAGCAGGUGGUAAUAAAGUUCAUGGCAAUCCCUGACAAUCAUGUCCCUGACAAUCACUGUUGUAGUCAUUUUAUGAAACCAAAAAUGUAUGAGAUUUGUGUUAAACUUUCUAGGUCAUGGUUUAUUUUUUAAUUAUUCUUAUUAUUAUGUUUAUAUUUACAAUUGUAUUUAUGAACUAAUUUGUAUUAAUAUUUUUCCACCUGUUGUCAUAGAGUGAUUUUUAAGUCACUGUAAAAAGAUGGAAGAAGUUGGAGAGGGUUCGUUAUUUUGAUUAAAAAAAAAUUGUAAGUGUUAUUUGAAUUUAGAAAUGUUUUUGGUUUAAGUUUUUUGUGUUUCAAUAAAUGCAUUUAAUUUUUAAAGAAAAAAGUCUUAAAAGACUUUUAAAAAGUCUUACAUUUACUUUUUAAUAUUUAAGGCCAUAAAAAGUCUGCUCGUUUGCAUAUAUUUUGGGGCUUGAAAAGAGGAGAUGCUUGUGUGGAUUAUGAGGUGAAUUCAUCAAAUACCAAACAAUGGGGAAAUUUAAGUUUUAGUGGCUCGAAACUAAUGAGUUCUAAGCUUUAGUAUAAAGUAAACAUUAGGUAAUCAGGGCCUGGAAUUUGGCAUGGGAUUCCGGGUUUUGCGCACAAUUUUAAGAAUUUCCGCAUGUUCCACUUUCAAAAUGCGGGGAAUUCCAGCACACUUUUAUUCACUUAAACAUGUAGCUGAGAAUAAGUAAACAAUCCAGACUGAUGAACAAAUCAAAUCACAAUUUUACUGAAUUUAAGAUGUUACAGAUGUAUAACCUUCAGAAACCUGUUAAACCGACAUGCAAAUUGCAUAAUACCACGUCUCUGUAAGCGGGCGAUGCGAUAAAAAACUAUCGCUCCUGUUUAUAUUCAACGAAGCUGUCAAUGUGGCAACUUGCAAGAGUGCAAGGUUGGAGCCAAGUCACAGCACGCAUUGUUUCAAAGCAGCUUUACAGAAAAGUAUGCUGUAACAGAAAGUGAAGCUGUAAUGUCUGAAAUGUCUUAAAGUCAUCAUUGUGCAGUUUGAUGAAAAACCUAAUGGUGUACAAGUGAUAGUUUAUCCAAAAAGGAACAUUUUGUCAUCACUUACUCACCUUCAUGCUGUUGCAAGUCUUUAUGACUUUCUUUUUUCAGUGGAACUCAAAAGGAGAUGUUAGGGAGAAUGUUAGUUUCAGUUACCAUUCACUUUCAUUGAACGGAAAAAAAUAUAUGCUGUGACAGCGAAUGGUGACUGAGACUAACCUUUUACUUAAUAUCUCAUUAUUUUUAUUUUUUAACGGAAGAGAGAAAUUCAUACAGGCUAAGAAUAAGUAAUACAGAGUUGAUUAAGGAUGACAGAAAUUUCACUUUUGAAUGGAUUGCCCUUUAACUACCUGUUGAUAUAUUUGUUGAAGAUAUCUGCUAAGAACAGACAUCCAAGGUGUGGUUUUGUAUUGACCUGUAUAUACCCUGCUGUAGAAAUGAAGUGCGUACAAAUAAAUAAAUAAAUAAAUAAAUCCACAGCCUAAUCUGGAAGACCGGUACAAUAACUGUUAAUACUAGCCAUGAUGUGUGUGUCACUUGAUCAACAUGAUUAAUAAUACAUACAGUACAUUCUCUAUAACUGAACAGAGCCUUCAUCCAAAUCCUGACAAGAACCACAUUUUCCAUGUGUAUAGAAGGAGUUUGUUACUGUAAUAGAAAUAUGCCUGACAUUCAACAAGGACGCAGUUAAUGCACAAAAGAACGUAAGUCCAUAUUUCUUAUGAAUGUGCUGUCUUUGUUUAUGUCACUGGUGCUUGACAGUGAAUGGACUGCAAUAACUGGAGAGGAACCUCUUAAAUUGCACUUGACCCAUCCCAUUGGCACUUUGCGCACGCAAUGUUGCCAGUCCCACUUGCAUCUAGACUUAGCGCAUGUUUACACGAAAAUACCAAAACUUCAUGGCCAUGCCCCUUGACUUUGCGAGUAUGAUUUAUCACAUAGAGCUGCGAUGCACUGUGUUUAGGGUCUAGUGCUUUUAAAACAGGGCCCAUAGUCCCGCCUCAAACUCACGGCUGCUCAAAACAAAUAGAAGAAUGUUGAAAGUGCCACAGAGCCACAGUGUUUACACUUUUUGGGAGAUUCAACCUACAAAUGGUUUACUUAUAAUUGUUUCUACAUAUUAGAAUUGGAUAGAAGAAAGUAUUUGAAGAUCAAAAUAAAAAAUCCCCUUUCUGGAGAUUUAAAUGUAAUAAUAAUAAUAAUAAUGGAGAAAGACCUUUAGCAAGUUUUUCUACAACCUAUAUAUGCUACAAAAAUAAGUCAUAAACGAAUUAAAAAUGUAUUUUUCUAUAUUGCCAGCAACUGAUGAAUUAUCAUUAAUUAAUCAAUAAUAAUAAUCCCAUUACACAUUUUGUCAUCACCUCCUUUAUUUCUAUUCAAGUAUGAUACUCUCCUCUGCUCUUAAAAAUACAUGCACAGGGCUCAUUUUUAAACAUGUGAAGCAUCUGAGCUUGUCAGGUAAAAAAUCUAUCUAUGUUAGGGAAAAAACUUGUCAGAAUUUAACCAGUUUUAGUUUGUGUCACACAGAGCCUGUUGUGAGGAAUUAGGCCUUCAUCAGCUGCUGUAGAGAGGUCAGCAGGAAGAAUCGUAUUAAUUGAUAGCAUGGGUCCUCAUGGCUGAGCUAAUAUCCUGUGUCCACCACAAUCUUAUGACCUCUUCCAUUUAUGAAAAUCGUCAGCGUCUUCAUCCAGCAUUGCCUUCACGUCACCCAGUGCAAUCAUCAGCUGUGCCAGGUCCGAAGCCAUGAAGACCAGGCUGCCCAGCAGGAGAAAUGGUCGCUGAGUUCGAACAGCCAGUGUGGCCAUGAUAACGAUGAGGAGGGUGUAACACCCUAUGGCUGGAACGAGAAGAUCACCGUCUGGAUCAAGCUGGAGGAACGGCACCAAAUAUGGCUGACAGAUCUUUAGCCUUGAAGAUUGGAAUAGUGGGAUAUGGACAUUUGGGUCAGUUUCUUGUCGAGAGGAUCCAAAGGGAGGGACCCGAGGUGGGGCUGCAGUUGGCAUUUGUUUGGAAUCGAAAUUCGGAUAAACUGAAAGAUUCGGUGCCCAAAGAGCUCAUUGUAGACAAUCUCUUAGACAUCACACACAGGGACACUGAUGUAAUCGUGGAGGUGUGUCAUCCACAGAUAGUAAAAGAGUUUGGGGUCAGAUUUCUUUCACAUGCUCACUUCCUGGUGGGCAGUCCUUCUGCCCUCUCUGACCCCCAGCUUGAGCAGGAACUCCGCACUGCUGCAAAGCAGCAUAGCAAAACACUUUACGUGCCCAGUGGUGCAUUAUGGGGAGGCCAAGAUAUUCAGAGAAUGAAUGACAAUGGAACAUUGCGGGCUCUUUCCAUUCGAAUGUCUAAGCAUCCCUCUUGUUUCCGGCUGACUGGAGGUCUGCUCUCUGAUUGGACAGAAGGAGAGGGGAGGCGGGUCUUGUACCACGGCUCAGUGGCAAAACUCUGCCCCAUCGCUCCAAACAACGUGAACACCAUGGCAGCUGCGGCCAUAGCUGCAUCAACACUGGGGUUCUGUGGUGUCACUGGAGAAAUCGUUUCAGACACAGCAUUGGCAGACUAUCAUAUUGUGGAGGUUGAGGUAACUGGUCCAGAUGGGUUCUCGGUAAAAACAGUGCGACAGAACCCAGCCAAACUGGGAGCAGUUACAGGAAAUGCAACAUACAACUCCUUUUGGAGCAGCUUACUAGUAUGUAAGGGUCAUGGAGGGAGGGUGUUUUUGUGCUGAUGACAGUGGACCACUGCAGAAUGUGUGUAGCUACACACACACAAAAAAAAAGUUGCAUUCGAAUAAAACAUAUUUAAAAUAAAAACAA